AUGCCUCCCAUAGAGCGCCUCACAGACAAGCUGGAGGCUCCAGCGCUUGAUGAUCGAUCCUACAGAGUCAUCAGACUUCCAAACAAGCUCGAAGCUCUCCUGGUCCAUGAUCCAGACACAGACAAAGCUGGCGCGGCUGUCAAUGUGAACGUUGGAAGCUUUAGUGAUGCAGAUGAUAUGCCAGGUAUGGCCCACGCUGUGGAGCAUCUCCUCUUCAUGGGCACGCAAAAGUACCCCAAAGAGAACGACUACAAUGAAUACCUCUCAGCCCAUUCUGGAUACUCCAAUGCCUAUACUGCAGCUACGGAAACAAACUACUACUUUGAAGUAGCCGCUUCUACGGAAGUUGAUUCGGGGAAUGCCACAAACGGCUCCCCAUCGCCGCCACUCUAUGGAGCCCUUGAUCGAUUCGCCCAAUUUUUCAUAUCACCCCUCUUCCUCUCCUCUACUCUCGACCGCGAACUUAAAGCAGUCGAUUCAGAGAACAAGAAAAAUCUACAAAGCGACAAUUGGCGACUAUCACAGCUCAGCAAGUCCCUCUCAAGCAAGAAGCAUCCAUAUCACCAUUUUUCUACAGGUAAUCUAGCCACGCUCAGAGAUGAGCCAAGGAAGAGAGGCGUAGAUGUGCGGAAAGAGUUCAUACGGUUCCAUGACAAGCACUACUCGGCGAAUCGGAUGAAGCUGGUGGUGCUAGGGAAAGAGUCCUUGGAUGAAUUGGAGACGUGGGUUGGCGAAUUAUUCGCUGGCGUCCACAACAAGGAUCUGCCACAAAAGCGAUGGGAUGGACUGCAACCGUUAACAAAAAAUGAGUUGAUGACACAAAUCUUUGCGAAGCCCGUCAUGGACCAGCGAACACUGGACAUUUGCUUUCCAUACCAAGACGAGGAGAACUUGUACGAAUCACAGCCAAGCCGCUACAUUAGUCACCUAAUUGGACAUGAAGGUCCAGGCAGUAUUCUUGCAUACACCAAGGCCAAGGGAUGGGCCAAUGGCCUUUCCGCAGGGCCCACGUCUGUGUGCCCUGGGUCAGCGCUUUUCCAAGUCUCGAUCAAGCUGACUGAGGAGGGUCUGAAGGUCUAUCGGGAAAUUGUGGAAGUUGUGUUUCAGUACAUAUCUCUGAUCAAGGAGAGUCCGCCUCAGAAAUGGAUUAUCGACGAGGUCAAGGGCAUGUCAGAGGUUGACUUCAAAUUUCAGGAGAAGAGCUCUGCGAGUAAUUUCGUCAGGACAAUGUGCAGCACAAUGCAAAAGCCUUUGCCUCGAGAGUGGCUUCUCAGUGCCACAGAUCUGAUACGGAAGUUCGACGGAGACGCCAUAAGCACAGCCCUGGGAUAUCUCAAAGCAGACAACUACAGACUCACCAUCGUCAGCCAACAGUAUCCCGGUGAUUGGCCCAUGAAGGAGAAGUGGUACGGAACAGAGUACAAAGUCGAAAACAUCAGUCCCGACUUUGCCGCUGCGAUCACAAAAGCUGAAGAGGUCACAUCAAAAGACCGAAUACCAGAGCUCCAUCUCCCACACCGGAACGAGUUCAUACCAUCGAAGCUGACAGUCGAGAAAAAGGAGAUCGCAGAGAUCAUGAAGGCUCCAAAACUCAUUCGCAACGAUGAGCUUGUUCGCACCUGGUGGAAAAAGGAUGAUAAAUUCUGGGUGCCCAGAGCAAACGUUUUUGUUACUCUGCGGAAUCCACUGGCUGCAGCACUCCCAUCAAAUUCUGUCAAGACGAGGAUGUUCUGCCAGCUUGUCAAAGAUGCCCUUGGUGAAUAUUCAUAUGACGCGGAGAUAGCCGGUCUCGAAUAUGAGCUCGGGGACUAUUACGUUGGUAUUGGAAUCGACGUGAGUGGGUACAACGACAAGAUAUCCGUGCUGUUGGAGAAGGUUCUUGUGACUAUGCGUGAUCUAGAAGUGAAGCCGGACAGGUUCCAGAUCGUGAAAGAGCGAGUACUAAGGGGCUAUCGCAACUGGGAUUUCCAGCAGCCCUAUCACCAAGUCGGCGAGUUCACUACAUGGCUCGGUUCCGACAAAGCAUGGAUCAACGAACAAUACCUAGCUGAGGUUGCGCACCUCACCCCUGAGGACAUCUCAAGUUUCUAUCCUCAACUUCUUCGCCAGGUGCACCUUGAGAUACUCUGUCAUGGAAACAUCUACAAGGAAGAUGCUCUUCGAAUAACCGACCUUGUCGAAUCUACCCUCAAACCACGAGCGUUACCCGUGACACAAUGGCAAAUGGCCAGGAAUUUGAUACUCUCACCAGGUAGUGACUAUACGUUCGAGCGGAAGCUAGGCGAUCCCGCAAACGUCAACCAUUGUAUUGAAUAUUAUAUCUUUGUUGGAGACGUUGUUGACAGGAUCUUGCGGGCGAAGCUUCUACUUUUAGGGCAGAUGACGGAAGAGGCAGGCUUUGAUCAAUUACGAACGAAGGAACAGCUUGGCUAUAUUGUUUUUACGGGCGUAAAGAUGCAAGCAACGACAAUGGGCUACAGAGUGAUCAUCCAGUCCGAGAAACCAACAGAAUACCUCGAGGAGCGGAUCAAUGCAUUCUUGGCACAUUUUGGGAAGUCGCUGCAAGCCAUGUCGACAGAAGACUUUGAGAGCCAUAAAAGCAGUCUUAUCGCGAAGCGGCUGGAGAAGAUCAAGAACCUUGACCAGGAGAGUUCUCGGUUUUGGAGCCACAUCAGCAACGAAUAUCUCGAUUUCUUAUCACGGGAACACGACGUCUCGCACCUGAAGCCAUUGACCAAAUCGGACCUCAUUGACUUCUUCAACCAUUACAUCAACCCUACAUCCCCAUCUCGUGCUAAACUUUCGGUACACAUGAUUGCGCAAUCAUCGCCUAAAGAAGUAGCUGGCAACGUAUCCCCGGCUGAACAAAAGGAGAAGGUUGUGACUACGCUUGGAAAAUACUUGACCGCCAUGGGGAUCGAUGCCGACCAAGAAAAGCUCACUAAACGUUUUGAUGGCGUGGAUGUUACAGGUGGAGACCAAGCCGGCAUUAUCGAUGCUGUUGCCAAAUAUCUCGAUGAAGACGUGGAGAUGGGUGAGGAGGAGGCAAACGGUGUCUUGGCGCAAGGGCAGCAACUACUGGGAACCGUCUUACCCAGUUUGGGUAUCGAAGUCAAACAGUCCGUCGACGGGGUGGACGGCAUGGAGGAUUUGCCCGAGGCACCACCUGUUAAGAAGAGUACGCUCAUCGAGAACGUACGCGAAUUCAAAGCUGGGUUGCAGCUGACAGCAGGACGCAAACCCGUAACCGAUCUGAGCGAGUUUUUGGAUACCGAGUCCAAACUGUAG
Molecule: messenger RNA, 3288 nt
Organism: Letharia columbiana
Lineage: Eukaryota; Fungi; Ascomycota; Lecanoromycetes; Lecanorales; Parmeliaceae
Exons: 2
Coding region: 1-3288 (1095 amino acids)
Biological process (GO): peptide catabolic process
Cellular component (GO): cytosol; mitochondrion
Molecular function (GO): metal ion binding; metalloendopeptidase activity
Source: RefSeq, a predicted model, not a curated record